This is a messenger RNA of Xiphophorus hellerii (green swordtail), 4736 nucleotides long. It is a transcript of the gene tbx22, whose product is annotated as T-box transcription factor 22. NCBI's taxonomy places the organism in Eukaryota, Metazoa, Chordata, Actinopteri, Cyprinodontiformes, Poeciliidae. Gene Ontology annotation, molecular function: RNA polymerase II cis-regulatory region sequence-specific DNA binding; DNA-binding transcription factor activity, RNA polymerase II-specific. The transcript has 8 exons. Gene Ontology annotation, cellular component: chromatin; nucleus. Bases 300 to 1772 code for a protein of 490 amino acids. Gene Ontology annotation, biological process: regulation of transcription by RNA polymerase II; positive regulation of DNA-templated transcription; cell fate specification. The record is from RefSeq and is a predicted model, not a curated record.
UUUGUGUCGAGGUGGAGAGGCGUGCCAACAAUCAACGAUUUCGGACGAAGAGCAGCGCGCGUCUCAGAGAACACAUGGCAGCGCACCGGAUCCGUUACGCAGCGUCCAGGAGUCGCUGCGAGAGAGAAGGGACUCCCUGAGGCGCCGCCGCCGCUUCUGGUGCCCCGUCCUGCCUCCUUUUCUAGCGGGACCCGGAAGGAUAAAUCUUGGGAAUUCGGCCGGUUACACGCUGCUUUUUUUUUUUUUUCCUGUUUUUUUUUCUUUCUUUUUUUCCCCCUCUGUCUCCUCUGUCGCCCGGGAUGCAGGGCCUGAGCUCCCGGGCUCACGCGUUCUCCGUGGAGGCGCUGGUGGGGAAACCCUCCAAGAGGAUGAAAGUGUCCGAGAGGCGCGAGUCAAGCGCGGCUGCAGACGCGGCCGGCGGCAUCCACAGCGGCCUGUCCGAACACACCGCCAGACAGAUGACCGUAGCAGGUUCAUGGAGGCCUGGAGACGCGCCGGGACAGAGCGGGCCGGAGGAGUCGGAGCCGGGGGCCGCGGAGAGCGACUCCCGGCCGGACAGAGAGGUCCGGGCGGAGCUGCAGGGCUCCGAGCUGUGGAAGAGAUUCUAUGAAAUCGGAACCGAGAUGAUCAUCACCAAAGCCGGCAGAAGAAUGUUUCCUUCUGUGCGCGUCAAAGUGCGCAACCUGGACCCCUGCCAGCAGUAUUACGUGGCAAUGGACGUCAUGCCCGUGGACUCCAAGCGCUACAGGUACGUGUACCACAGCUCGCAGUGGAUGGUGGCCGGGAACACGGACCACUCGUGCAUCUCUCCGCGCCUCUACGUUCACCCGGACUCGCCGUGCACGGGGGAGACGUGGAUGCGACAGGUGAUCAGCUUCGACCGGGUCAAGCUCACCAACAACGAGAUGGACGAUAAGGGACAUCAGAUCAUUCUUCAGUCGAUGCACAAGUACAAGCCCCGGGUGCACAUCAUCCGGCACGACCCUCGGAUGGACCUGUCCCAGAUCCAGUCCCUGCCAGCUGAAGGGGUGGACACCUUCUCCUUCCCGGAGACAGAGUUCACCACCGUCACGGCCUACCAGAACCAACAGAUCACCAAGCUGAAGAUCGACAGGAACCCGUUCGCCAAAGGCUUCAGAGACCCGGGACGGAACAGGGGGGUUUUGGACGGCCUGUUGGAGUCAUACCCCUGGAGAGCCCCUCUGAGCUUUGACUUUAAGCCUUUCUCCAUCCAGCUCCAAGGAAGCUCCCUGUCGCCGAGCAGCAGUGCGAAGAACUUCCUCCCUCUCUCGUCGCCUUCACCUCUUCUUCCGUUCUCCUGCCCGGACGCCGCUCUCCACGCUCUCACCCUGCCCCUCUUCGGGAAGGCGUCCACCGCCUCGCCCUCCAUUUCUCAGCUGCCCGGCAGAGUCUUCUCCUCCCUGGGAGCGGACGGACUGAAAGGCGUUCCUUCUCUGCCGCCUCUAGCGGACCUACCACUUCUGACGGCGCUGCAGGGGAAGAAACCCCUUCACUGCAGGGAUCCAUGUCUGCACAGGUCCCCCGGGAGCUCCCCGUGCCUCGUCCCCCUACACAGCUCCCUGAGCCCCCCGGGAUCGUCCCUCCUGCCUCAUCUCUCUGACAUUACGACCCCCUACUGUCUUUACAGCUACAGCUUUCCCCUGAGUCCCCAACUCACAGCUAUUUCUAGACACGGCAAACUGAGCGAAGACACCACGGACUGCCUGCUGCGGCACCCCGCCUGGCAGCAGACCUCCAACCACUGCCUCUGACAGCUGGACUCUUAGGACCAAGCAAAACCGAACGGGGAGAAAGUAACUGACUGGGAGGUGGACCUUUGUAUUUAAGAACGGUUCAAAACGACGUGUUGGAAGCUCAAGCACAAAAAAACGAUCCUGAAGCUGGUCAAUCCUGAGCCAAAACACCCAAAGUUGGAAUAAAUGUACAAACUUUUCUCUUCAAGGUGGCAGUAGAUUGUUGUUGUUUUUUUACAUAGUCUUUCUGUGAGGUUAUAGUUAUUUAAGCCAACUUCUUCACACAAUGCUACCAAAGUGCAUCGAUAAGAGGAGCCUGGGUUAUGUCAAAUAAUUAAAGUUUACUUUGGUCAAAAAGGUUCAAAAUGUUUUUUAGCAUACCAACGCAGAAACAUACAGGGGAAUUAUAGGUAUGUUUGCAAAUAUGUAUAUAUUGUCAAAUUCCUAAAAUAAUUGCUUGUAUAAUUUUUUUGACAAAAGAAUCACUUUUGGCAAAAAAUUGACUUGGGCCAUUACUCUACGAAGGUGACGAUAUGUAUUUAUGUACGUACCUUACACAGACACAUGCCGACGCAGACAUAAAAAUGUACAUAUCAGCAAAGUGUUUUCCGGUUUUGCAUGACAAAUGGCCCUGCAUUCAUCACGUGGAGUUCUCUGACAGCGAACAAAAGUGUGUUUUCUGUUUGCUCUGAGGAUUCGGUGUCGGGCUCCGACCGAUACCAUGAGCUCAUCAAGUCUCUCUGUGGUUUUCGGCUCGGUGCAACAGCUCCCAGAGUUCAGGCAGCCGUACAACCAUUACGACUAAUCAGAGCCUCCUGGAGGUGAAGUGAUUGUGCUGCAGAGCUCUUUAUUGGGCCCAGAUGCACCAGAAAACAGACCUUUGUUCACCAACACAGUCCAAAGAGUCAUUGUUGGAGAGGUGCAGACUUUCUCUUGUGGCUUUUCAGCUAAGAAAGUUUAUGAAAAUCAAAUGAAAUAGACCCAAUGUGAGACUGCGUGUACCAAAUGGGACACGCCUGUUUAGCCGCUGAUGUGAUAAUUCCUGCCUUCAGCUUCGACUUCGAGGCCCGGUACCCAACCCUCCCUCUCUUCUUCUGGUGGUUUAGGCAAAGCGGGGGGAUGGUGGCUGGAAAUGGACUGUUUCCCGACAAACGGUCAUAACCAAACAGCAAUUUACUUGUCAUAGCCGAGCGUGUCAGCGAGCUAACGUGGGCCGGACGGGGCGGAGAGGGGAAAAUAGCAGGAAGGAGUCAAUUGAGGAACUCGGGCUAAAGGGGGAUGGCCCCUCGGUUUCAGCCAGCGGUCAGGUGCAGCAGCACUAUCAGACAGCUCGCCCUUUGUGCACAGGCAGACACAAUCAGCACCGGGUCACUCGAUACUGUCUGUCAUUUCCAUGUUUGCCUACCUUGUAGGACAAUCAUUCUAAACUCCCAACUAAUUCCUGAUCUUUCAAUUAUACUAAUUGCUUUCAUCCGAGGAGACCUGAACUCUGCACCUGUCUCCGUCCAGCGUGGUUUAAGCUGACGCCCAAACUUGCUGAAAACGAAAAAGAUGUAAUCGUCUGCAGAGAGAACGGGGUGUUAGUUUGAGUUGCAAGGAGUUAUGGGAGGUACAAUCAUUUUUGCGAGAAUCCCAGCGCCUCUAAGAUACAUUUACCAUCCUACGCAAUAUAACAUGACAUUCUGUCUGGCUGCAGAGCCUCUGAUUUCAUUCUUGACAUGCAAAGUACAACAAAAGUCUGCCUGGAAGUGGCUGCGGAGUGAAGCUUUUAUCAGCCUGCCGAUGGUGAAUGUCCUCCUCUGUUCCUCCGGCGCCGUAAAGCGUGUCAACAUGAUCCUCUUGUAGGUGGCGGCUGAAAUAACACGGAACCCGUUCCGAUUCCAGCUUGGAAUAACACGAGGAGGGGACGGACGUCUGUGGGCCCUCCGGCGGUGAUUGACGGGCAGUAAAAAAAAGAAAGAAAAAAAGAAAAAGGGAGGGAAAUUUGACCCCGGGAGUCAUUUGCUUCCAAUCAUGUGAAAUGGCAUCUCGAAACAGGAGAGAGGCUCUGCGGCGAGUUUAGAAGUGUAAACAUACUUCUCAUUCAUUAGAUUAGCAUGCGUGACACACACAGCGGCGCAGCACAAACACGCCGCGCGUCGGUCGUCUCCUGCAGGACUCCACCUCGCUGCGCCCGCCGCGCUCGGCGCCCUGCGGCUCGGCCCUCUGCGCAGGCUGGACGCUGUUUUCUCUGCAAACUCAAUAAAAUCUGGCUGUUUAUCAAGUCAAAUUAUGAGACAUGACUGAGCACAGCUGUAAAACAAAAAAAUAAUAAUUUGGAAGUGAAACCAGCUGUGUCUGAAAUUGAAUUUCACUCAGAGUGCAAUGUGAAAAGCAAGAGCAGUUUAACAGUUACUGAGCGUUCUCUAAAAAUUCAAAGAGCUGAUUUCACACUUGAUCAUAAGUUCUGUUAAAAAGGAUAUGAAGCUGUAAAAUGGAAGAUAUUUGGGUUUUACUGUCUGAAUGCUCAAAGAACUUUGCAAAAAGCCUCACAAAAGUAUAAUAAACUAUGAAUUUUAUCACCUUUUGUGAGAACCACAAACUUCCAUGUGCUUUAUUAGGAUUUUUUUUUGCAAUAGACAAUUGUUACUUUUGCAAGGUAAGCUCCUCCCCCGGUCUCAAAUGUCACUUAUUUUUCCAAAAUAAACUCUAAUUAGCUUCCAUGUCUUUGCUGACAAAAAUCAUCCACAGCAUGAUGAAGCCACCGCCGUGUUUUACAGUGUUAAAACAUGUUCAGGGUUAGUUUUCCUCCAGAACAUUAUCUAUGUUGGUCAUCAGUUUUAGUCUAAUGUUCAAGAGCAAAUGGCUCUUUGGACAUUCUACCAUGGCUCUUAAUAAUUUGACUAAAACGGUGCAGAAACAACAAUUUCUUUUAAAAUAUAAGUAUGUAAUUCAGAUUUUAUUUGUUUUUUUUUUUUUGUAUGAGAUCAAAUCUGCAUUCAA